Molecule: messenger RNA, 1283 nt
Organism: Rhincodon typus (whale shark)
Lineage: Eukaryota; Metazoa; Chordata; Chondrichthyes; Orectolobiformes; Rhincodontidae
Gene: vhll
Product: von Hippel-Lindau tumor suppressor like
Exons: 3
Coding region: 498-956 (152 amino acids)
Source: RefSeq, a predicted model, not a curated record
GUCCGUCCUCCCUGGACUGACCUAUCCCCUUCCUAACUCCCUACCUACACUCACCUUUCCUGGCUCCAUCCCCGCCUCUUCGACCUGUUUGUUUCCUCUCCACCUAUCCUCUCCUCUAUCCCUCUUCUAUCCGCCUCCCACUCUCUCCCUAUUUAUUUCAAAACCCCCUUCCCCUCCCCCUUUUCUGAUGAAGGGUCUAGGCCCGAAACGUCAGCCUCUCUGCUCCUAUGAUGCUGCUUGGCCUGCUGUGUUCAUCCAGCCCUGCACCUUGAUUUGAACCUAAGUUUGUUUUACACCUGGAAGUGUUUAAAUUCAAGCUCUCCCUAGCUCUGUUCCUGUUUACACAUGCUACCUCCUCGAUUUUACUCUAUCUUUAAGGAUAAUUACAGCUAUCUGGCUUUUAAGUUGGGACUUCCGGGUUUGUUGCAACGGUUCCAAAUCAAAGUGAAAGCGUUCGAUGGGAGACGGCACUGGCCUAGUUUAAUCACGAAGAUGUUAUGGCUCACACAGGCGAACAGCCAGUGAGUGCGCUUAGGUCUCUGCGCUCAGACGAAGCCACUUUUGUUAAAUUUGUCAAUCGGACCAUGCGGACUGCAAGGCCUUGGUGGAUUAAUUUUGACGGAGUUCCUCAGAACUAUGAUGAUAUUCCGCCUGGAGGAGCCCUGCAUAUGCGCACGUACCGGAAUACUGGAGACAAAUUGCUGAUAAAGAAUGAUGAGAUAUAUUUUCCAACAUCCAAACAAUAUGAUGAAGAUGGUCCGACUUACAUUCCUGUUGAUGUCACAGUUCCAGUAUAUUCAUUGAAGAACUGCUGCUUGCAAUGUAUUCGUAAACACGUGAAAUCGGACGAUUACACAAAGUUGGAACUACCAAAUUCGCUGCAUACUGAUCUCAAAAAUUCUCCACAUCUGCUAAGAGCAAUUGAAAACCUAAGCAAGCUCUACAGAAACAAUUAAUAAUUUGAACUUAGUAGUUCAUGAUUUUUAUUUGUAACAUUUCGUUUUGCCAACUGUAUCUUGUUUUAGCAUUUCAAGUAAAUCUAUGUUUAUUCUAAGCAAUACUCCUUCAUUAAUGUAAGCUUGCUGUGCUUCAUGCUACAACAAGGACUACACUUUAAAAACUACUUCAAUGGCUGUAAAAGUCUUUGAAAUGUUGGCUGAUCAUGAGGGGCAUUUUAUAAAUGUAUAUCUUCCCUUUAUUAACCACCUGAAAUUGAGUAACAUCCUGUCACUAGAGCUUUAAAAUUUCAGACUGUUUGUUAAAUAAAUUAAUAUUUAAAGAGA